AUAAAGUUGUAGAAUUUGUUGUAGAUAAGGCUGUUACUAGAUCCUUCAAGAAGCCCACCUUUUCUUUGCUCUGCAGGAAGGAAACUAAUACAAGCAAACAAGAAGUAUCCUUCCUCCCUUUUUCUAUAUAUAGUCUUUAUACACGUAUAUAUGCACACACAACACAAAGUCACAAAUACUGAAGAACUGAGGAUGGGGAAAGCAAGUAGAAUUGGAGUAGGAAUGGACUAUUCAGCUACAAGCAAAGCAGCUCUCCGUUGGGCGACAGAAAAUCUGAUAGAUAAUGCUUCUGAUACCCUUAUUCUGAUUCAAGUUCAGCCACCCAAUGCCGAUCAUACCAGGAAGCACCUUUUUGGAGACACCGGAUCUCCUUUAGUUCCCCUUGAGGAAUUUAGGGAGAUCAACUAUUCAAAGCAAUAUGGGUUGAGUCGUGAUCCUGAAGUUCUUGAUAUUCUUGAUACCGUGUCAAAGACUAAAGGGCAGGCUAAGGUGGUGGCAAAGGUUUACUGGGGAGAUCCAAGAGAGAAGCUAUGUGAUGCUGUGGAUCAUCUUAAGCUUGACUCACUUGUCAUUGGAAGCAGAGGUCUUGGCUCUAUCAAAAGGAUAUUACUUGGGAGUGUUAGCAACCAUGUGGUGGCAAAUGCUUCAUGUCCAGUUACUGUGGUUAAGGGCUCACAGCUAUCAUCCAAAUCAUAAUAUAUAUAUAUAUAUAUAUAUAUAUAUAUGCAACUUUCUAGAGAAGAGAGAAAAUACAAAAGCAGCCUACAAUGUAUGCAAAUGGCAAUUGGCUCUUAAAAUCAUAUCUCACUCCCUUUAGUGGGGUUGGCUUGUACAUGGAUUGCUUAAUGAGUUAUUCUAUGCUUAGUAUCUAGUAUUCAGUUUCAUGUGAUAUUUGUAUUAAUUUGAUGUGAUUAAUGAAAUUAUAAUAUAUUAUAUUAAAAAAAA
This is a messenger RNA of Jatropha curcas, 945 nucleotides long. Lineage: Eukaryota; Viridiplantae; Streptophyta; Magnoliopsida; Malpighiales; Euphorbiaceae. The record is from RefSeq and is a predicted model, not a curated record.